Molecule: messenger RNA, 1068 nt
Organism: Fusarium mangiferae
Lineage: Eukaryota; Fungi; Ascomycota; Sordariomycetes; Hypocreales; Nectriaceae
Product: putative dehydrogenases and related proteins
Exons: 2
Coding region: 1-1068 (355 amino acids)
Biological process (GO): NADPH regeneration
Cellular component (GO): cytoplasm
Molecular function (GO): nucleotide binding; oxidoreductase activity
Source: RefSeq, a predicted model, not a curated record
AUGGCACCUCAGAAGCUCAAGAUCGCUGCCGCUGGCCUCGGCCGUAUGGGCAAGCGUCAUGCCAUCAACUUUCUCAAUCGAACACCACGCGCAGAGCUCGUCGCUGCCUUCACCCCCGAUCCCACCGAGAUGGCCUGGGCCAAGGUCAAUCUCGAGCCUCAUGGAGUAAAGCUUUACGAUGAUUAUCAAAAGAUGAUUGAACAAGAAGGUCUCCAGGCCGUUGUCAUCGGCACAGCUACCUCUGUUCAUGCUGAGGAGGCUAUACAAGCUAUGCAGAAGGACCUCCACGUUCUCUGUGAGAAACCUCUAUCUACGAGCAUUGAAGUGUGUCGUCAAGUAGUUGCCGAAGCCAAGAAGCGACCUCACUUGAAGGUCAUGUGCGGCUUUUCCCGCCGCUUCGACGACUCCUAUCGCGAUGCCUUCAGCAAGACCCAGCAGGGUGCCAUCGGCCGACCUACCAUCAUCCGCAGUCAGACCUGCGAUAAGCACGACCCCUCAGGCUUCUUCGUCGAGUACGCUGCUUGGUCGGGCGGUGUUUUCGUCGACAUGUCCGUGCACGACAUCGAUCUGACUCUCUGGUUCUUCGGCGAUGAAGUCAUUCCCAAAAGCGUUUCAGCCCACGGUGUCCGUGCCGUGCAGCCCGACUUGGGCAAGUACAACGACUACGAUAACGCUGUUGGGAUCGUCGAGUUUUGGGGCGGCAAGAUUGCAUACUACUACUGCUCUCGAAUGAUGGCCCACGGACAGGAGGAUACCACAGAGGUUAUUGGAACAGAGGGAAAGCUGACAGUCAACGGAAACCCCCAGUCCAACCUUGUUAAUUACUAUCACUCCGGCGGUAUUACCCGCGAGGUACCCGCUCACUAUUACGGACGCUUUGAGAUGGCCUUUGUACAGGAGGCGAAUGAGUUUGCUGAGGCUUGCUUGGAUAGCAAACCUCUGCCCCUCAAGCUAACAAACGCUGUGAGAGCUGUUGAAAUUGGUGCUGCCCUGCAAGAAGCUCUUGUGAGUGGAAAGCAAAUCCGGUUCGAUGAGAUUGGACGUCGCAUUGAGGAGCCUAAGCUGUGA